Molecule: messenger RNA, 3975 nt
Organism: Apiotrichum porosum
Lineage: Eukaryota; Fungi; Basidiomycota; Tremellomycetes; Trichosporonales; Trichosporonaceae
Exons: 2
Coding region: 1-3975 (1324 amino acids)
Biological process (GO): pantothenate biosynthetic process; translation
Cellular component (GO): mitochondrion
Molecular function (GO): 3-methyl-2-oxobutanoate hydroxymethyltransferase activity; methyltransferase activity; magnesium ion binding
Source: RefSeq, a predicted model, not a curated record
AUGCUGCCCCGCCGUCUGCUCGCGGGCGCGCCACUCCGGGCGCGUGUCGCUGCAGCUCGGCACACACCUAGCGUGAAGCCCAUGAGCUAUGCGGCUCGUCAGCGCGCCGAAGAGCUCGACUCGUCGUUCGAUGGUAUGCUCGGCGGCAACACGGCCAAAUUCGAGUCGGUCCACCUGAAACGCUCGUUGCCGUCCUACAAUGUCGAUGACGCCGACGUUUCUGCGGCAGCAACACGGUCCAAGACAAACCAAGACAUCGUGGAGGAGGAAGAGGAGGGCCGUGACGAACGUCGGUCGCCUGCUGCUGUUCUCAGCACCAAGCGCAUUGGUAUGAUCCGACUUCCGGAGGCUCUCGUCGAGAAAAUCGAGGAAGCUAUUGAUGAGGCCGACAGCCCGCGUGACAUUCGCAACGCGUACCUCCAUCUUCUUGAGCCCACCAAAGAGAAGGCAGACAAGGCCGACCGCAAGAAUUCACCCGAGCACGCUCUGGCUCGUGCGGCUGCCUUUCUGCCCGCGCAGUACGCGGUGACGCGCAACGUCAUGGCAGAGUUGAACAGCCGUUUGGGUGGCGGCUUGACGGGUCCCAUUCUUGAAGUGUCGGGUACCAUCGGCCCCGGUCUCUGGGCCGCUGUCGAGACUGCUGGCCCUGAUGUCGCUUCAGAGUACGCGCUCGUCCACCGUACUCGUCACGGUCUCGCUCUCGCCGAGCGCUUUGCCCAGCCCAUCGACCAGCCCAUGCAGUUCAAGCGUGACAUUGUCGAGGUCGAGCUCUUGAGCACCCCGCAAGUGGCCUUGAGCUCGUUUGUGCUCACCACUCUGCCCAAGCCGAACAACCGUCAAACCCACCUCCGCCAGCUCUUGUCAUUCAACGCCGACCACCUGGUUGUUCUCGAGCGUGCCGGCAAGGAGUCGUGGGAGGUCAUGAAGGAGGCCCGCAAGUUCAUCCUGUCGCAGAGCACCGAUGAGAACCCCCUUCACAUCACCGCCCCUUGCCCGCACGAGGAGGGCUGUCCACGCACCGAGGGCAAGGAGGCCUGUAUGUUUGUGCAGCGCGUCCAGCGUCCUGGCUUUGUCCGCAAGACCAAGCACGGAAAGCGUGGCGAGGAGGACAUGUCCUACACCUACCUCAUCGUGUCCCGUGGCAAGCGUCCGCAGGCGGACGCCUCGUCGGUCGGCCGCAUGGGAGCGGUGGCGAAGGAGCACAUCACAAACCUUAUCGCAAAGUCCGAGGGUUUCACCGAGCUGCACGAGGUCGAGGGCGGCGACGGCUUUGAGAUGCUGUCCCUUAACACGAACGACAUCCAGAUCGAGUCUACCGGCGGGCCACAAGAAGAAGUCGACGAGCAGCUCCGCGCCGAGGCAUACUCAUGGCCCCGUCUCCUCGCCCCCGUCAUGAAGCGCAGCGGCCAUGUCGUCAUGGACGCGUGCACCGCCGAGGGCAACGUUCAGCGUUGGCGCGUGGCCAAGUCUCACGGCAAGCAAGAGUACUACGACGCGCGCAAGCUCAACUGGGGCGACCUGUAUCCACACGCCAUCAUGGGCAAGACUGAGAUUCGCGACCGCGGUGUCCGCCGACUCGCCAAGGAGCAAGUCGAGGUCAUUGACGACUUCAGCGCGUUCUACGCCGGGCUGGAGGAAAAUGCGACUGAGGACAAGAAGCCGCAGCCCCCGCCAAAGGAUCCGCUCAUCGCCGCGCUCGAGGAGGUUGAGCUGGGCGAUGGGUUUGAUUCACCCGAGGUCGUUGCCAACGCCAAGGCAGCAAAGACAAAGAGAAAGGCAAAGGCCACCCGGGCCCAGACUGAGGCUGAAGCUGAGGCUGCGGCCGAGGCUGAGGCGGAUGCCGUCGAGACCAACGCAAAGCCACUUCCCGUCGGCUUUUUUGAGUUAUCACCUGCGGGCAAAAAGGCCCUUGAGGAGAACAAUGCCCGUUGCGACGAGUUGCUCAGCACCGACGCGUCAUGGCGCAAGUUUGUCUUGGAGCUUCCCCAGGAUAUGAUCGACCAAAUGUACCCCGAGGGCCUCCCCCCCUUCAAAGGUACUGACGAGGAGUUCGAGAACGCAAUUCCGGUACACAAGCAAUGGCAGGAGUCGGUCCGUAAGAGCCGUAGGGGCCGUAGCCACAAGAAUAGGCGCCUCUUUUCGACGUCGGCCGUCGCUCGCAAGCCGGAGGACGACGUGGACGAGGACUGUGCCGUCGGUGAGGGCGGGUUCUCCCCGCACUCUCUGGGCGAGCCGAGGUUCCGCGAGGGACCCGACGACAUCGCCGAGGACAUUGACGAGGACUGCGCUGUUGGAGAAGGCGGAUUUUCGCGUUCAUCCUUGAGCGACCCGGACGACACCCGCCCUAUGAGCAAUGUGGCGUACCAUUCGCCUAGACCUACGCGUCCCACUGGCCCCAUCUCCAAGGACAAGGACGCCGAUGCGGCGUCUUCGCUCGAAGGCGGUUUCUCGGCGUCGUCUCUUUCAGACCCCAAGUUCCGCAACGUUGAAGAGGUUGACGAGGACGUUGACGAGGACUAUGCCAUGGGCGAGGGUGGCUUUUCGCGCUCGUCGCUUUCGGACCCGGACUAUGAGCGUGCCAAGGGCGCUGCCUCUUACGAGUCGCCUCGUCCAUCCCGUCCCACCGAGCCCAUCACUGCUUCUACCGAUUUCCGCGCAGCCACCAUGAAGCGUCCGUGGACCUCUGCUCUGGCCGACCCUCCCAUGCGUACCAACGACUCGCCCGCUACUGCUCCCGGCCGCACCCCCGUGUCCAAGGUUGACCUGGAGGAAGUGGACGAGGAGUGUGCGUUUGGUGACGGCGAGUUUUCGCGUUCGUCGCUCUCCGACCCAGACUAUGACCCACCUACCGGCACGUCUUACAAGUCGCCUCGCCCGACCCGGCCCGACGGCCCCAUUCACAAGGACGAGGAUGCCGACGCUGCGUCGUCCGGUGAAGGCUCGUUCUCGCGCUCCUCGUUCUCGGACCCUCCUGUGCGCGGUAGCAGCAGCAGCAGCAGCCAGCAGAAGCGUGGGUUCUCGACCCUCCAGAAGCGCGGUUUCGCCACUUCCGCUCGCGUCAUGUCCGUCCGCCCCGCCGACCUCAGCGGCAGGGCAAAGGUCAACGUCGGCGAGCUGCACGCCAUGCACAAGGCCGGUACCCCCAUCACCGUCUUGACAUGCUACGACUACCCCACUGCCCUCCUCAUCUCGCGCGCCAACGUCGACGUUGCGCUUGUCGGCGACUCGCUGUCGCAGGUUGUUCUCGGCCACGACUCGACCACGCAGUUGACACUUGAGGAGAUGGCCCACCACGUCCGUGCCGUCGCCCGCGGCGCUCGCCAUGCCUUUAUCAUUGCCGAUAUGCCCUUUGGUUACGCCAACGCGUCGGUCAACGACGGCGUCCGUGCUGCCGUCCACCUCAUCAAGGCCGGCGCCGACGGCAUCAAGAUUGAGGGCGGCAAGGAGAUGCUCCCCCUCAUCCGCCGUCUGGCUGAGACUGGCGUGCCCGUCAUGCCCCACAUUGGUCUCCAGCCCCAGCGCGCCGCCGCGACGGGCUACAAGGCACAGGCGCGUUCAGCCCUCGCUGCCGUCGAGCUCCUCGACACGGCCAAGCAGUGCGAGGAGGCCGGCGGGUUCGGGCUCCUCCUCGAAGCGAUCCCGCACCAGAUCGGCAAGAUGAUCACUGAGCGCAGCGGUAUCCCCACUAUCGGUAUCGGUGCUGGCAACGCCACGUCGGGCCAGGUCCUCGUCCUCACCGACCUGCUGGGCACGUACGACCAGCAGCAGGAUGACAACUGCUCGCACCCGCGUUUUGUCCGCCAGAUGGGCAACGCGGGCCGCGAGUCGCGCAGGGCCGUCGACGAGUAUGUCACCGAAGUGCGCGCGAGGAGUUUCCCCGCAACGGGCAAGGAGACGUACGGAAUGCCCAAGCUGGAGCUCGACGAGCUCAACAACAUCGUCAACACUGAAUCCCCUGUACCAACUACACCAUAG